This is a messenger RNA of Saimiri boliviensis boliviensis (Bolivian squirrel monkey), 3573 nucleotides long. It is a transcript of the gene DDI2, whose product is annotated as DNA damage inducible 1 homolog 2. Gene Ontology annotation, biological process: proteolysis. Gene Ontology annotation, molecular function: aspartic-type endopeptidase activity; protein binding. Lineage: Eukaryota; Metazoa; Chordata; Mammalia; Primates; Cebidae. The record is from RefSeq and is a predicted model, not a curated record.
CAGGCAGACGGACUCGCAGGCGGGUGGCGGCGGCGGCCGUGCUUGUUAGUGAGGGCGGGAGGGAGUGACUCACUGAGCGUGUGUGAGGGAGGGAAGCGAGCGAGCAACCCGCGCCGUCCUCCCGCAGCACCAGCCAGGCCACGCCGCCGCCUCUUCCCCUGCGCCCAGCGCCCAGGCCGGGCUGAGCCGAGCCGAGCCGGGUCGGGCCCGGGCCAUGCUGCUCACCGUGUACUGUGUGCGGAGGGACCUCUCCGAGGUGACCUUUUCCCUCCAGGUCGACGCCGACUUCGAGCUGCACAACUUCCGCGCGCUGUGCGAGCUCGAGUCUGGCAUCCCCGCAGCCGAGAGCCAGAUUGUCUAUGCUGAAAGACCUCUCACAGACAACCACAGAUCAUUGGCUUCUUAUGGCUUAAAAGAUGGCGAUGUUGUGAUUUUACGACAGAAGGAGAAUGCAGACCCUCGACCUCCAGUGCAGUUCCCAAACUUACCCCGCAUAGAUUUCAGUAGUAUAGCUGUGCCUGGCACAUCAAGUACCCGGCCGCGCCAGCCACCAGGAACACAGCAGUCCCACUCAUCUCCUGGAGAAAUCACUUCAUCUCCUCAGGGCUUGGACAAUCCAGCCUUGCUCCGAGAUAUGUUGCUGGCCAACCCGCAUGAGCUGUCCUUGCUGAAGGAACGCAAUCCACCCUUGGCAGAAGCUCUGCUCAGUGGAGACCUUGAGAAAUUUUCUAGAGUCCUGGUGGAGCAGCAGCAGGACCGAGCCCGGAGAGAGCAAGAAAGGAUUCGUCUGUUUUCUGCUGAUCCCUUUGACCUUGAAGCUCAGGCCAAGAUAGAAGAAGACAUAAGGCAACAGAACAUUGAAGAAAACAUGACAAUAGCUAUGGAAGAGGCUCCAGAAAGUUUUGGUCAAGUAGUGAUGCUUUAUAUUAACUGCAAAGUGAACGGACAUCCUGUGAAAGCCUUUGUUGACUCAGGUGCCCAGAUGACUAUUAUGAGCCAAGCUUGUGCAGAAAGGUGUAAUAUAAUGAGACUGGUGGACCGUCGGUGGGCAGGGAUUGCCAAAGGAGUGGGCACCCAGAAGAUUAUUGGAAGGGUACAUCUAGCUCAGGUUCAGAUUGAAGGAGAUUUUUUGGCAUGUUCCUUCUCUAUACUUGAGGAACAGCCCAUGGACAUGCUUCUGGGACUGGACAUGCUUAAACGGCAUCAGUGUUCCAUUGACUUGAAGAAAAAUGUACUCGUGAUCGGCACCACAGGCUCCCAGACUACCUUUCUUCCUGAGGGAGAGCUACCAGAGUGCGCCCGGUUGGCAUAUGGGGCCGGACGAGAGGAUGUGCGGCCAGAGGAGAUUGCAGACCAAGAAUUAGCAGAAGCCCUUCAAAAAUCAGCAGAGGAUGCAGAGAAAAGCGGUAAAGAAUCUACCUCACUGGGAAUGUCAUCAUUACCAACUUCAGAUGGGUUUAACCAUCCAGCCCAUUCUUCAGGACAGAGUCCUGAGAUUGCUAAUCCUACGAGUCUUGCUCGCUCUGUCUCUGCUUCAGUCUGCCCUGUCAAGCCCAGUGACCCAGAUAGCAUUGAACCUAAAGCUGUGAAAGCUUUGGAGGCUUCAGCUAAAUUCCAGAUAAACUCUAAAAAGAAAGAACAUCUUUCUUUACAAGAUCUUUCUGAUCAUGCUUCUUCAGCAGACCAUGCUCUGACAGACCAGAGUCCAGCUAUGCCUUUGCAGAAUUCAUCCGAAGAAACAACUGUUGCAGGUAAUCUGGAGAAAUUUGCUGAAAGAAGCACCCAGGGCCUCAAAUUUCAUCUCCAUACAAGACAGGAAGCUAGUUUAUCUGUCACAACUACUAGGAUGCAUGAACCACAGAUGUUUCUAGGUGAAAAGGAUUGGCAUCCAGAACAUCAGAACCUGAGUCAAGUGAAUGGCCUUCAGCAGCACGAAGAACCAGGGAAUGAACAGUAUGAGGUUGCACAACAAAACACUUUAUAUGACCGAGAGUAUCUUUGUAACAUAGGGGACCAUGAGCUUCCUGAAGAAAGGCAACAGAAUCAACACAAAAUUGUUGAUUUGAAAGCUAUGAUGAAAGGAAAUGGGCUCCCACAGAAUGUGGAUCCUCCAAGUACGAAGAAAAGUAUUCCACCUUCAGGAUGCGGUGGCUGCUCAAAUUCAGAAACACUUAUGGAAAUAGAUGUAGCUGAACAGUCCCUAGUUACUGUGCUUAAUUCAACAGGCAGGCAGAAUGCCAGUGUCAAGAACAUUGAUGCGUUGGAUCUCACUUUAGAUAAUCCCUUGAUGGAAGUAGAAACAUCCAAAUGUAACCUUUCAUCUGAAAUUUUGAAUGAUUCCAUUUCCACUCAGGAUUUACAGUCCGCAGAAACUAAUGUUGAAAUAUCUGGAACAAAUGAAGAAUAUGGCCAUUACUCCUCCUCUCCAAAUCUCUGUGGCAGUUGUCAGCCCUCUGUGGAGUCAGCAGAAGAAUCUUGUUCAUCUGUAACGGCAGCCUUGAAAGAACUUCAUGAACUUCUGGUUGUUAGCAGUAAACCAGCUUCAGAAAAUACAUCUGAAGAAAUAAUAUGUCAAUCAGAAACCAUAGUUGAGGGCCAAACCAGUAUUAAAGACCUUUCUGAAAGAUGGACCCAAAAUGAACAGCUUACCCAGAAGGAACAAUGUCCACAAGUCUCCUUUCAUCAGGCCAUGUCUGUAUCAGUGAAGACAGAAAAAUUAACAAGUACUUCAUCUGUCACUGGAAUAGAAGCUGUAGAAAAUGGUGAUGGCCUGUCAACUGAUAAGGAGGGUGUCCCCAAAUCUAGGGAAUCCAUAAACGAGAACAAUUCUAUCACUAUAACCUCAGCUAAAACUUCUAAUCAAUUACAGUGCACCUUAGGUGUAGAAAUUUCACCCAAACUUUUAUCAGGUGAGGAGGAUGCACUCAAUCAGACCUCUGAGCAAACCAAGUCUUUGUUGUCCAGUUUCAUAUUGGUUAAAGACUUAGGUCAGGCCAUACAGAAUUCAAUAACAGACAGGCCUGAAACCAGGGAAAAUGUCUGUCCUGAAGCUUCGAGGCCGUUUCCUGAAUAUGAACCACCUACCAGCCAUCCGUCAUCAGGUCCUUCCAUUCUUCCACCAUUCAUUUUUCCUGCCGCAGAUAUUGACCGGAUUCUCCGUGCCGGCUUUACUUUACAGGAAGCUCUUGGGGCUUUGCAUCAAGUUGGUGGAAAUGCAGACCUUGCACUUCUUGUUUUGCUAGCAAAAAACAUUGUAGUUCCUACAUGACUAUGGGAAAGUGGGCUAGACCGUUCUCCAUUCCCUUUAAAAAAAAAUGAAAGCUCACUCUAUAUACACACACAUACACACUCACCACGUAUACAGUAUAUGUAGAAAUCUGCAAGCAGAAUGUUGAGCCAGAUUUUUUUUUAAAGAUUUUUUUCGGCCAAAGUAAUUUAUGAUCUCGUCUGAUGAAUUUGUCUAUCCUACUUGUUAAAAUUUAGACCUUUUUUUAAUGUAUUGGCAGUAUGUGCAAACAAAAGCUUUUUAUUCUCAUUAAGAUGUAUUCUGGAAUAAAAUGGAUAGUUUUGUGU